Jaminaea rosea is the source of this 1918-nucleotide messenger RNA. RefSeq lists its product as hypothetical. Gene Ontology annotation, biological process: septin ring assembly; endoplasmic reticulum inheritance. Gene Ontology annotation, cellular component: cortical endoplasmic reticulum; endoplasmic reticulum membrane; perinuclear endoplasmic reticulum. The transcript is spliced from 5 exons. NCBI's taxonomy places the organism in Eukaryota, Fungi, Basidiomycota, Exobasidiomycetes, Microstromatales. The coding region runs from base 35 to 1792 and encodes 585 amino acids. The record is from RefSeq and is a predicted model, not a curated record.
ACCAUCCUUGACCUCUCUCGCUGUCCUGGGCUGGAUGCUGCACCCUAACAAGCCGCCCCUGGCCACUGUGGGAAGGGCGCUGACUCUGAUCCAAGUCAUCUUCUACCUGCCGCUCACGCUCGACGUUGGAGGCCCAGAUGCAUUCUUAGCCCUCUCCGCCUCGCUGGCUUCCUACUACUGGGCCCUUUCCUCUCUUCGUCUAGUAACAAAAGGCACGCGCGUACAAUGGAUCGGCGACCUCUGUGCCGUCUUCCAGUUCCUCGUCGUACCGGCUUGCCUGGCUGUAUGCUGGGCCGUCUACUGUCCGCCCGAGAACAAUUACUUCUUUGUUCGGUGGGCUCGAUCGGUGGGUGUGAAUCCGACAACGUCGUCCACUACAGCGUGGUCGCCUCACUUGCACCCUGCUACGCCUCCUCACCUUGCGGCCAUCGUGCAGGCGGUGAGGCCCAUCUUGCAGAGGGAUACGCACCCUUACCUCGAGUAUCUCUUUGAUGUUUCCAGCAAGGGCAUCCUUCUCCUCGCUCGUAAAGUACCCAUUUGGUGGGGCGGCCUUUUGCGCAUGUCAAGCCCCUUGUUCAGCCUCCUCGAAGGCUCGGCGACGCUCGUCAUCAUCCAACUGCUAGGGCAUGGCUGCAGAUAUGUCAUUGCCACCUCAUUGACGAGGCCCAGCCCAUCAACAGCCUCUGGAUCUGGUGGAUCCGGUCGCUCAACCCCGCUGGCCCUCCUCUCAUCCAUUGGUCUGCGAGGCGCCGAGGCGUGGCAGCUUGGAUUCUUGCUGUCUUCAGCCAUCAUCUACGUCAUCUCUGGGUGGGCCCUCUUCCUAUCCUUUGAAGGCGUGGUGGCCAGAGGCGGAGGCGCAAGCUUGAUGAUGGGCGUCAGUAUCGCCUCAGUCGGAUGGCUGACCGCCAUUGCAUUCGCGCUUGGCAAAGGCAAUGUCAUCGAGACUGCAUUGAUUUUCUCCUACGUCUCCUGGAACAUCUUUGCCCUCUCCUCGGCCUCCUCCCUUUCGUUCGUCUCUGACCCCCUCGCUCUCGUCCGCUCAUUCAAAGGCCAGGUCACCAUGGCUUACCUCGACUCCCUCGCGCCAAUUGUUUCCGCCCGCGUACCUGCAAGUCUGCAAUCCUCGGUGUCCGAUGCUUUUCAACUUCUCAAGGUUACAUUCGGGCAAUCCCUCACCUUUCUGGGCGCGAUAGCCAGCGCCUUACCUGCGAGCGUGGUGGUUAGCCUGGUGUACAGGCUCAUGGUCCUCUAUCUUGCUUCGAGAGUGCUGCCGUUGUUGUGCGGCCCAUCAGCGAGGACAAGAACGCAGGAAUGGCCGCCGAGGAAGAGGAAGCGAAGGCGGUCAAGAGGUGGGAUGAGAAGUAGCUCUUCCUCAUCGACUACGAGCAGUAAAGGUGGGAGCACCUACUCGUCGUCAUCAUCGUCGACAGGAAGUAGUAGCAGUAGCAGCAGCAGCAGCAGCAACAGCAGCAGCGGCUCUAGCAGCUCUGAUUUCGACAGUGAUGAUGGCAUCGCGGAGAAGCAUACCAGCGUCGGCAGCCGUCCCGCUCGCCGGUCAUCAGGCAGAAGGAGCGACGAGGCUGAGCCUUUUGGAUCCUUCAUCAGCUUCGUCGUGUCUUACUCGAGGCUCAUCUUGAUUGCUACGUACUCACAUCUACUACUCCUAGACCAAUCUCACCAGACCAUCUGGCGCUUCUCGACGGUGAGCGUCACACUGGUUCUUUGGACCAUGGAGCUGCUCCUCGGCAGUAGCAACGACGAUGUCGAGUUCGCUGGCAUGUGGCGAUCGUAAUCGCCGCGGGCUCCAACAAGGGGAAGACAGACAGACUACGAGCACCAAGGUCUACUCUAAUGUGCAAUCAUUUCAAUGGACAAAUCUUUGUCCAGUGUCACUCCUCGAUGGGAUCGUUCGUCCCAU